Molecule: messenger RNA, 574 nt
Organism: Sinocyclocheilus rhinocerous
Lineage: Eukaryota; Metazoa; Chordata; Actinopteri; Cypriniformes; Cyprinidae
Product: E3 ubiquitin-protein ligase synoviolin-like
Exons: 4
Biological process (GO): proteasome-mediated ubiquitin-dependent protein catabolic process; ERAD pathway
Cellular component (GO): endomembrane system
Molecular function (GO): ubiquitin protein ligase activity
Source: RefSeq, a predicted model, not a curated record
AAGUGAGGUGGCCUUUCUCGACAGCAAGCGAAAAAUAAACACGUAACCGUCGAGCGGCUGCGACUACAAGAGAUUGGAAGCGACACGACUGCUUUAGAUGGAAGGAUAGACAUAAGACGCAGUUAUUAGUAGCAAAACUCAACAUAGGCCAUCUUUCUAAAGCAGAAAUAGCGGAUUGCUGCGGCUGAAGUGCAAGAUGGUGCGAGCCGCUCUUGCGACAGGCACCAGUUUGGUGCUGACUGGCGCAGUGGUUGCUCAUGCCUACUUCCUCAAGCACCAGUUCUACCCCACUGUGGUAUACCUCACUAAAAGCAGCCCUAGCAUGGCAGUUUUAUACAUUCAGGCUUUCGUUUUGGUUUUCCUUUUGGGGAAAUUAAUGCGGAAAGUUUUUUUUGGGCAACUGAGAGCUGCUGAAAUGGAGCAUCUGAUUGAACGCUCCUGGUAUGCGGUGACCGAGACCUGUUUAGCCUUUACAGUCUUCAGGGAUGAUUUCUCUCCUCGCUUUGUGGCCCUUUUCACUUUGCUGCUUUUCCUCAAGUGCUUCCACUGGCUGGCUGAAGACAGGGUGGACUUU